Neurospora crassa OR74A is the source of this 1851-nucleotide messenger RNA. It is a transcript of the gene tca-17, whose product is annotated as L-lactate dehydrogenase. Gene Ontology annotation, molecular function: L-lactate dehydrogenase (NAD+) activity. The record is from RefSeq and is a predicted model, not a curated record. Gene Ontology annotation, cellular component: cytoplasm. The coding region runs from base 380 to 1354 and encodes 324 amino acids. NCBI's taxonomy places the organism in Eukaryota, Fungi, Ascomycota, Sordariomycetes, Sordariales, Sordariaceae. Gene Ontology annotation, biological process: carboxylic acid metabolic process. The transcript is spliced from 2 exons.
AAAGACUCCACCGCUAACCCCCAAGUAGACAAACUGCGCGAGUUCUGCAACAGGCCGAUCUGACGGGAGCUUCAUUCUUUGUCAACCACUCAAAUCUGCAUCGCGAUCGAGAUAAGGUGUCAUCCAAUGUUGGCAAAGGUACCCAACCGGGCUCCAUCCCAACUGGGCGGACGGUGCCUAAAUCUGGAUCUCAUAUAAGAUAGCUCUGAGGAUCUCGGCAACAAGGCAUCAAGGUUGUCAUCAUACCCAAACAACAUCCCCCGCUUCCUACUACAAAUAGACCAUCUCCUCCCGAGCCACAUCUCAAGCGUUCGUUCAAGUCCAACCCUCAGAUAUCAGCAGGUUAUCAACACUCUCCACAGAAAACAUAACAGCAAAAAUGUCGGUACCAAGCACGGAAAUCGAGAGCCAUGCCAAGUCCAUCAAGGUCGCCAUCGUAGGUGCCGGCUCCGUUGGUGUCACCACCGCGUACGCCCUCCUCCUCAGCCAUCUCGCUGCCGAGAUCGUCCUCAUCGACAUCGACAAGAACCGCGCCCUCGGCGAGGUUAUGGACCUUUCACACGCCGCCCACUUCGCGCACGCCAAGGUCAGCGUGGGCGAGUACGAAAACUGCGCUGGUGCCACGGCCGUCAUCAUCACCGCCGGCGUCAACCAGAAGCCCGGACAGACGCGCAUGGAUCUGGUCAAGACCAACUACGGUCUGUUUGAGCAAAUCGUACCGCAGAUUGCCAAGCACGCGCCCAACACGAUCCUGAUCGUGGCCACCAACCCCUGCGACGUGCUGACCAAGGCCGCGUACGAGCUCAGCGGAUUCCCCGUCCAGCGCGUCAUCGGCUCAGGCACCGCCAUGGACACCACCCGCUUCCGCCACGAGCUCGGCAAGCACUACGGCGUCAACCCGCGCAACGUGCACGCCGUCAUUGUGGGCGAGCACGGCGACAGCCAGCUGCCCGUGUGGUCGCUCGCCAGCAUCGCCGGCAUGCGUCUGGAGGACUACUGCAAGCAGAAGGGCAUCGCUUACGAUGAGGACGCUAUGGAUGCGCUAAGCAAACGCACACGCGAGGCGGCUUAUGAGAUUAUCCAGAGGAAGGGAAAGACGAACUACGGUGUGGCAAGCGUACUGGUGAGCAUCUUGGAGCCUAUCAUUACCAAUGCCGAUCAGCUGGUUACCGUGUCGAGAGUGGGUGACUAUGCCGGCGUGGAGGGUGUGGCGUUGAGCAUGCCGUGCAAGUUGAACAGCAAGGGAGCGCAUCAGGACGUGGAACUGUUGCUGAAUGAGAAGGAGAAGGAGGCGUUGAGGAGGAGUGCUACGAGUAUCAAGGAGUGCUUUGAUACUGUUGCCAAGAGAGAGUAGGUUGAUUUCUUGGUCACGGUGAGGAUUCAUCUCCGGGACCUUCAUGGCGCUUCUUUCUCUUCUUGAUGUUGUUUUGCUUCAAAGUGGUUUUGCUGUUUCAUGGAUUGUUUGGGUUGCAAAGAGGGCUUCACCAGUAGGUGAGAUACCAUAGGCUGGCGCAAACGGGUGAGAGAAGGUUAUUUUGAGGUUCUACCCGGACGUAGCUACAGCUAUACUGAUGCAUAGGCGUUAUUCAGAAUACUGCCAAGGUUAUCACAAUGAAUGUCGUUCAGAGUUCUUUCCAAUUUUGAGUAUGGUGUCUCAAAUAUGUUCGGGAGGUACGCUCUCGAGAAGGUUGGAUUUCCUCAUUAACCCAACGCGGGGCGGAUUUCCUCUUCGUGUUCUCUUUCUUUUCUUGCCCACUUCACCCUUUUCGACAGGAGGAAAGUAUUUAUCCUCCUGUGGGAAAAUACAGCAUUAGGCUUUGCCUCCGCGUCAUCCAAAUUUCUCUCCAAAAC